Molecule: messenger RNA, 1389 nt
Organism: Dichotomopilus funicola
Lineage: Eukaryota; Fungi; Ascomycota; Sordariomycetes; Sordariales; Chaetomiaceae
Product: Spo11/DNA topoisomerase VI subunit A
Exons: 8
Coding region: 1-1389 (462 amino acids)
Biological process (GO): meiotic DNA double-strand break formation; reciprocal meiotic recombination; meiotic DNA double-strand break processing
Cellular component (GO): nuclear chromosome
Molecular function (GO): DNA binding; DNA topoisomerase type II (double strand cut, ATP-hydrolyzing) activity; ATP binding
Source: RefSeq, a predicted model, not a curated record
AUGUUUUCAGCUUCAGGGGCCCGACGUGACCCCGUCACGAAAUCACAGACUCGUUCGAGGGUAAAUCAACGAGUACUACCUGCAAGGACCGUCGACUCCGACGAGGCACCGGUACCUCACCAAGGCCAAACGUCUGCUUUGUCUCGUAUUGAAGACUUGUUUGAAUCUAUUGUCGAUGCACUCGAUAGUGGAGAGGAGCUCGUAAUUCCGUACCAAAACUCACGAACUCCCCAGAACGAGCAGAAGGGUGCAUCCUCUCAGCAAAGUAGAGAGCCGUUUGACGUAAUCAGAUUCCCAGGUCGAACGAUCCAGGAAGCAAAGCGAUUCGAGGCUAUGUUUCGUAUCCUUGAAAUGUCCCAUCAGGCUCUGCUCUCCGGAAACAUCAUUACAAAAAGGAAUAUUUACUACCAAAAUCCCGGCUUGUUCAAGUCUCAAAGUUUUGUAGAUGUGAUGGUAGAUAACCUCGCUUCUACACUUGGGAUUGGCCGCGAAGAUCUGAACAUUGUUGCUGCAGCCAAGGGCUUAAUAUCAGGACCGAUAAACAUAACUCUCCGGGAUGGUUCUACUCACUGCUGCGACGCCCCUGGCGACAGUGGAAUGCUGCUUCCAUCGGCGAGUUUGAUUCAGAGAAUUGACUUCCGUGGGGUGAGGUGGGUUUUGGUCGUCGAAAAAGAGGCUACAUUUCGGACAUUGGCCGCAUCACGGUAUUGCGUGGCAUCUCAAGCGGGUCAUGGAGUCCUCAUAACGGCAAAAGGGUUUCCCGAUCUUGCCACCCGACGAUUCCUAUCGUUCUUGCAAAGGGCCCGGCCAAAUCUUGCUUUGCAUGCUCUGGUUGACUUUGACCCACACGGGGUUGCCAUCAUGCGAACCUAUAAAUAUGGGAGCAAGCGACUGGGCCAUGAAGAAAACGCCACGUCAUCACGGCUCCGGUGGCUUGGGAUUCUUAGUGACGAUGUCCUACCGAACGGAUCAGCAGACAGCAAUGCAUCUAGCCACGACAGUCAGGGUCACAGCCAAGAAACCGAAAGCCAGGAUUCCGCGACCUACUCGCUUGACGGCUCGCAAAACUCCUUCGAGAGGCGCAUCAAGAGAGCUCGGGUUGAGGUUACACGGGGCCCGAGUGAUUCCGUUCUGCCUCUCACUCUAGGAGACAGAAAGAAAGCUGUGGAUGUUAUAAAGGAGAUUGUUAACGUUGAAGAACCCGGAGAUGAUGAAAUGGGACAGAUAAGAGAGCUGCAGCGUAUGCUGAUGCUCAAUGUCAAGGCAGAAAUUCAGGCUGUGGAUAAUUUUGGUGAUCUCGCUGGGUGGUUAGAUGAGAAGCUGAUCGGGGCCGGGAGAGGUCAAGGGGUGAGUAGGGGGUGGUUUUUGCUGCCAACGGAUGAGCUGUGA